Messenger RNA from Dicrocoelium dendriticum, 1248 nucleotides. Lineage: Eukaryota; Metazoa; Platyhelminthes; Trematoda; Plagiorchiida; Dicrocoeliidae. The record is from the annotation of a GenBank genome assembly.
AUGGUCACCGAAACCUGGCUGAGCACGGAAAUCGCGGAUGCCGAGAUUGCGUUACCUGGCGUGCAUUCCUUACGAAAAGAUCGGCCUAGCAUAGGAGGCGGAUUGCUUUUGCAUUCUCGAUCCGACCUACAUGUAGAGAUCAUUGAUGACUCAGAAGCAAACAUCAACGAUUCUCUUUGGUGUCGUAUGCACCUGAGACGUGGCGAUGUGUGUUUGCUAGCAAUAGUUUACCGUCCUUCAAUGUCUACCUUGGAAAUGGAUCAAGGCCUUGCUGCUGCGAUGAAACGAGCAUUGACACGUCCACACAGUCACGUUCUUCUGGUGGGGGACUUCAAUCUGCACGCACUCGAAGUUCCAGCAUCGCCCAGCGAACAGUUCAAGGCUGGUUUGCAAAAACUGAUUACCGAUGUACCACUGUAUAACAAUGUCACCUCCCCCACUCGUUUCAGAACGGGUGGCACCCCCUCUGUCUUGGACCUUGUGCUCACCAACGAGGAACUAAUGAUUGACACCGUUACCAUAGCUACACCACUAGGUCGUAGUGAUCACGCGACGUUGCACUUUCGUUACAUCUGUUAUUCGGAGUACGUUAGAGAGAACGACGAGGAAACGUAUAUGGUUACACAUUACGACAUCUUGUCUAACCUUGUUCAAGACAUCAACUGGUCCUUCCUGACCGAGAAUCCGCCCGAUGAGGCUUGGAUGGUGUUUGUCACCAAAUUCACUGAGCUAGUGGCAAAUGCAUCAGAACGCAAGGCCUUUCGCCCGAAGCUAGUGGAUUCCUUCCUAAGAAGUCGUACGAGAAAAUCUAUGGCCUUAAUGGAUUCGGCCUGGCACGCUUACAAAGUUUGCCCAAGUAAUCUGACCUGGGGAGUCUACACAACUCAACGAAACCACUGCGUCAAGUUGAUUCGCGAAGACAAACUCCAGCACCAACAGAACUUAGCGGCGAAAUUCAGCAAAAAUCCAAAGCUGUUGUAUAGACAUAUCAACAAACUCCGUAGAGUGCAGCGCGGGAUCCCGGUCUUGCGUGCAACAGAUGGUCAUGCGCAAACUGCACAGGACACGGCCAAUGUGUUUCGUCAACCCUUCCUCCAUACUUUCCGGAGUGAAUCAUCCCUUCACCCGAUUUUGAAAGAACUCUCACUGUUCCCAGGUUUACACAACGUAUCGUUCACGGCAACCAAUGUGUUGAAAACGAUAAUGUCGUUGCGUGUGCACAGCUCGCCAGGCGUAGACGAUAUUUAA